Molecule: messenger RNA, 1339 nt
Organism: Mycetomoellerius zeteki
Lineage: Eukaryota; Metazoa; Arthropoda; Insecta; Hymenoptera; Formicidae
Gene: Efr
Product: ER GDP-fucose transporter
Exons: 5
Coding region: 303-1310 (335 amino acids)
Biological process (GO): UDP-N-acetylglucosamine transmembrane transport
Cellular component (GO): Golgi membrane; endoplasmic reticulum membrane
Molecular function (GO): UDP-xylose transmembrane transporter activity; UDP-N-acetylglucosamine transmembrane transporter activity
Source: RefSeq, a predicted model, not a curated record
ACUUGACGUAUUAAGGCACAGCUGGCAUAGUGACGUUCAUGAUAUCUGAUAUAUGUAUACAUAUGCACGUGGUAUCGCGCGCAUAAUCCGACCGCGCGAUACAUCGUAUUAUUACAUCGCUGAUAAUUCACGUAGACCGCCAACGCAGGUCGCAGUGGUUAGUGUGCCGAUGGAUUGCGUGACGCUCAUUGGAGACUCCAACACGCGACUCGUAACCUUCAUAGGUUAGGCCGCGACUCCAGAGAUCAAUCAACGAGGAAGGAAGUCGAGGAAGGAAAGGAAUAAGAUUCAGAGCGAACACGAUGCGGGCGGCUAUCGCAGUGUUCUGCGUCUUCCUCGGUUGCUGCACUAACGUCGUGUUUCUGGAACUGCUUGUCAAAGAUGAUCCUGGCAGUGGGAAUCUCAUUACGUUCUCACAGUUCCUUUUUAUAUCCAUCGAGGGAUUCUUGUUCACGUCCAAAUGUGGCACUGUUAAACCAAACAUAGGCAUAAAGGAUUAUUUUAUCCUGGUCACAAUGUUUUUUAUUGCCAACGUAUGCAAUAAUUAUGCGUUUGACUUUAAUAUUCCUAUGCCGCUACACAUGAUAUUUAGAGCUGGUUCUCUUAUAGCUAAUAUGAUUAUGGGGAUUGUUAUUUUAAACAAGAAGUAUAUGUUUAGCAAGUAUUUGUCAGUAUUUAUGAUCACUACGGGAAUAGCGCUCUGCACAAUUGUUAGUGGCAAGGAAAUCAAGUCCUUGCAGCAGAAAAAUGUAGUGCAAGUAGCCACGACACCGUGGGACGAUUUUUUCUGGUGGGCUUUAGGCAUAUCUCUACUCACGAUCGCUUUAUUUGUUUCUGCUAGAAUGGGUAUUUAUCAGGAGGUACUACACAGCCGGUAUGGUAAAAACGCGCGGGAGGCUUUGUACUAUACACACUUGUUACCCUUGCCGUUCUUCCUAACACUAGCGCCUAAUAUUUACGAUCACUGGAACUUCGCACUCGCAUCUGAGCCAUUAAGGUUACCUGUGAUCGGUGUAUACAUGCCAUCGUUAAUCAUAUAUUUAAUUGGAAAUGUUCUGACGCAAUACAUGUGCAUCAGCUCUGUAUUCGUAUUAACCACGGAAUGCAGCUCUCUCACGGUUACUUUGGUAAUAACGCUGCGAAAAUUCCUGUCGUUGUUAUUCUCUAUAGUCUAUUUCAAGAAUCCAUUUACUAUAUAUCACUGGAUUGGUACGCUGCUAGUCUUCGUAGGCACAAUUAUUUUUACAGAAGUGAUACCAAAGAUUAUACAAAGCUUACGGCGGGUACCUAAGACGAAAAAAGUGGAAUAGUUCAUUAAUUUUAAGAAUAAGGCAAGGGC